Molecule: messenger RNA, 3037 nt
Organism: Colias croceus (clouded yellow)
Lineage: Eukaryota; Metazoa; Arthropoda; Insecta; Lepidoptera; Pieridae
Gene: Nab2
Product: zinc finger CCCH domain-containing protein 14
Exons: 12
Coding region: 204-3017 (937 amino acids)
Biological process (GO): regulation of mRNA stability
Cellular component (GO): cytoplasm; nucleus
Molecular function (GO): metal ion binding; poly(A) binding
Source: RefSeq, a predicted model, not a curated record
CUUGUGCCAUAUUACUGCUGAGUGCUGGGUCCAUUUACUGUUUUGUAAUAUGUUUAAAUUGUUAAUUAUUACAGAUUUAAGAUGAUACAAUGGUUCAUGUGUUCUUUGAUUGAGCAUGCAAAAAUCUGUUUUUAAUAUAACACUAUAGUUUAACUAUAUAAACACAACAACUUUUAACAACGUAUUGUAAAAAUUUUUCAAAAAUGGAUGUCGUCGGCAGUGAAAUUGGGCAGAAAAUGCGUUCUGCCAUCAAAGCAAAAUUAACAGAGCUGGGCUGUUAUGUGGAUGAUGAGCUCCCCGACUAUGUAAUGGUGAUGGUUGCAAACAAACGCACACAACUGCAAAUGGAGGAUGACUUGCAACUAUUUCUGGGUGACAAUACUGAAUUGUUUGUCAACUGGCUGCAUCAAGUGCUCAAGAAACUGCAGGAAGUCACUGUAGCAGUCCCGCUCAAAAAUGACAAAGACAAACACAAGGAAAGAUCUGUAUCCAAAGAAAGGAAAUCCAAAGAGAAGAAAGAGAAAUCUAAAAAGAAUGAAGUCUUGAAAAAAGCUAAAAAGAAAGACAAGAUCAAAACACACAAGAAAGAAGAAAAGAAACUGCAUAAAAGUAAGAAAGAAAAGAAGAAGAGUCACGAGAGGAUACGGCCAAAUAUUCCUCCACUAUUGAUGAAUAUGGAAAAGGACUCUGAACCGUCAAUAACUGAUGUGUUUGCUGGACAGAUUCUUAAAAACCAUGGAGUAUCCCUGGAUUCUUAUAAAGAUGACUUGAAAAUUAUAGAGACCAAGCCUGUGCUGAAAGAAGCUAAAAGGCCAAUACUACCUAUUAUAGAUCCAGCUACUAUUCUUUCACAGUCUGAUGUUUCCAAUGAAGCAACAACUAAAGAAGUGUCAAGUAAAGAUUCUUCAAAUAGUCAACUAAAAGAAAUGAACGACAUAGAAGCUAAGAUUCAGGGUUUGAAACAAAAGUUGGUUGAACAGUUAGAUUCUAUGUCUGACGAUGAAGAUUUUUUGAAUAUCCGUACCGAGGCAGAGGAACUUAUGAAUGAUUUUGCUGAUGAUGUUUUACAGGAAAUUAGUCAACCAGCUAUAGCAACACCACCUAUAAAACCCACUUCCCCUUUACCCAAAACGCCGUCCGAACCCCCGAAAAUGCCAUCCGAACCCCCAAAACUGCCAUUUGAACUCCCAAAACCCGCAAAACGUCCACUAACACCUCCAAAAGAAACGCAUAAAGAGUCCCCAGAAAUUCUCCCACAAAUUGAACUAAAUCUUCCCAAAAGACCCAUCAGAGAACGGCUAGGAGCUCGGGAAAUAACCAAGAAACCAGAGGUUAAGGAAACAGAAAGGCAAAAGUCACGUAGCCCCGAAAGCUUUACACCAGAAAGAGAGCUUGAUUCACGGCCUCAAACAAAACCAGCUAGAAGCCGACUGGGAAGUCAGUCUUCGGAGACACACAGAAGGAUUUCUGUUUCUGAAGAUAGCCCUGAAAAGACUGAAUCUAGUUCUAAAAAGAUGACGUCAAGGGUGUCAGUACUAGAGCGGCCACGUGUUAGUUGUGCGUCCGUUGUACGCGUGCGGCCACGUCCGCGCGCGCCCGCGUCCAACCUGCUACUGCGGGCUGUUGCUGACGCGCAUAAGAGUUUGUUAAAUAUACCACCAAAAGUAGACCCAGAGCCUCAAAAAGUGAAGCGAGCGUUAGUGCUCCCUAUGCGACGGUGUGUAGAUGCUAAGAAUAUUGUCAUACAAGUAGAUAGGCAGACUGAUGAUAAUAAUUGUGAUAACAGCAGUAAACCUUCACACAGAUACAUUAGUGAAAAGAAAGAUGAUUGCUCUCCGUUACAAAUUACAAAGAGAAUUUUAAACACAGAGUAUGUCCCGAGUAGAACGGCGACUCGGAAGGAUGAUUCACUAAUCAUUGAAACUAUAAAUAUCCACAACCCAACUGUAGAUAAAGACAAAGACACACAAUUCAUUGUCACUAUGGAUGGAUAUCAUCCAAAUGCAUUCCUUGCUAAGAAACUCAAGACAGAAGGACUAUUAGAUGAUGAUGAUGAUGACACUACUAACCUUAAUACACCAAGAAUUACUAAAGCUAAAGAUACAGUUAGAAUAGAAACUAUGGAAGAUCAAGACAUGCAACCAAUAGAGACAGUUUCAACAAACAUAGAUACUGCUAAAACAAUUGAAGAAAAAGUAGAUGAGCCAGUAAUAGAAAAAGAAUCGGUUCCAAAACCAAUAGAUAAAGUAACAAAAGAUAAUGAUGAAACAUCGAAAGAAAGCUACAUAGUUCCAAAAGAUAAAGUUUUAAAAGUUAAAAAUAGUGAAGAGAAACGGAACAAAUUAAAAGAAAAACCUGUUCCCGUAGUGAGUGAAAAGAAAAGAUUGAGUGAUACAAGUGAAGAUAGUGAUACACAGGUUAUAAUAAAGAAAGAAGAUGAGAAAGGAGAAAAAAGGAAAAGUGUAGAAGUAGAAGGUGAGAAGGAAAAAAGUCCCCCAGUAAAGAAAAGAAAGGCAUCUCCCAUAGUGUUUGAUGUUGAUAAGAAAGAGAUAGAUAGACAAGUGAGAGAGAGGACGCUUAGUGCAAGCAGUGACAGUCAUGUUACUUUGAGUUCUGUGGCUAAUUCAAAUAAAUAUGAUUCAAUACCACCCUUAUCGCAAGCGGAACGCAAGGUGAUCUGGUGCCGCGCGUUCCCGCUGUGCCGCUACGGCGCGUCGUGCGCGUUCGCCCACCCGCGCUGCAAGUUCCUCGCGGCGUGCACGCGGCGCGGCUGCGCGUACUCGCACGAGCCGGCCGCGCCCGCGCUGCCGCAGCCCGCGCUGGCAUCUCACGUGGUCCCAGUGGCGAACUACAAAACAAUCUCGUCAGCGAUCCCAAGCAUGUGCAAGUAUUAUCCGAACUGCGCAAACCCGGCCUGCCACUUCUACCACCCGAAGCCGUGUAGAUUCGGCAAGGCUUGCGCAAACAAGCUUGAGUGCAACUUCUAUCAUAAUGAUGUCCCUAAAUAUCCUCUUUAAAUACAAGUUUUACAUAUGAA